Triticum turgidum subsp. durum (durum wheat) is the source of this 459-nucleotide messenger RNA. Lineage: Eukaryota; Viridiplantae; Streptophyta; Magnoliopsida; Poales; Poaceae. The record is from the annotation of a GenBank genome assembly.
AUGGAGUAUGCUAAUUUACGACGCCAAGCAGCAUCCUUGAAAAGGAGCCUCUUUGAUCAGGGGUAUUUGGAUGAGCAAUUUUGCCAGGUUGAGGACUUGCAGGAUGAAGCAAGCCCCAAUUUUGCAGAAGAAGUGGUCUCCUUGUUCUUCAAGGACUCAGCGAGGCUAGUGACAAACAUUGAGCAAGCUAUGGAGAAGUAUCCAAAAGAUUUCAAUAGAUGGGAUGCACACAUGCAGCAGCUUAGAGGCAGCUGUUUUAGCAUCGGCGCUUCUAAGAUGAACAAUGAGUGCACAUCUUUCAGGAACAGCUGUGGAGAAGAAAAUGCUGAAGGCUGCAGGAGAACUUUCCAGAAAGUGAAGAGGGAGCAUGCUAUUCUGAGGCAGAAGCUGGAGUCCUACUUCCAGCUGCUGCGACAAGCUGGUCCUGCCAGGGCCGCGACCAGGCCUGGAAGCAUGUAA